AUGGCUUUUGUCGUUCUCGAUGAUAAAAUAAGUACAGCCUCGUGCGCCCUCGAGCAAUCCGAAUUUCCUCCUUGCACGCAGCGCCUGAAUUGCCCUCAUUUGCAUGGGUUCCAGCCUCGACGUCCUUCGGAGCAUUUGCCCAUUAGCGAUGAGUUUGCGCUCUCUUUGUACCGAAAGACUGUCACUCUCUGGGAACUCGAAGACCACCCGACUUGUCGUUUCGAGAAAUCCCCAGAUAUCUUGAGUUCAACAGACUUUAGACUCCCCCCCAGCAGCCCCUGGCCGUGGUUAGGGACAAUUAUCAUCGGAAUAUUCACCGUGCGAAUACCAAGUGCGGCAAGAUUCUGCGAAGCUUUGAUCCUCCUCCUCUGCCGAGAUUACAAUACUCGUUACGAAACUUACUGGAUGGCGCUCAUGACAUAUGUUCUGGAAUACAUGGACGAAACGGAUAUAUUUGAUGAGAAAGAUCUGAGAGAUGAGUACAGGCCAUUUUACUGUGCUCUUAAAAAGGGAGAACCCACGGUGUUCGAGCUCCUGGACGAGCUUCGCAAUAACUUGUCUUCGAGCGGUCACCUGCCACAAGAGCACACUUAA
Penicillium manginii is the source of this 594-nucleotide messenger RNA. RefSeq lists its product as uncharacterized. NCBI's taxonomy places the organism in Eukaryota, Fungi, Ascomycota, Eurotiomycetes, Eurotiales, Aspergillaceae. Bases 1 to 594 code for a protein of 197 amino acids. The record is from RefSeq and is a predicted model, not a curated record. The transcript has a single exon.